AUGAAUAAUAAUUUUGGAUCACAUUUCCAUCUAAAAACUGAUUUACACAUUUUACCAUAAUCAGAAGUCUACAUUAGAUAAAUUUCUUAAGAAGUAUAUUCUUUCCAUAUAUUCAAGGAUGAUGCGAUUUGUAAUAAUCAUGUUCGAACUUACAGUUUAGGAAUUGAAAAGGCCUCAUCAGAUAAAUUCAAUACAAUCUCCUAACUUGAUACUGGGAAACAUGAACUUAACUAAGCCAUUCCACUCCUUGUCAAAUAAGUAUAAUUUUAUUCUCGAAUAUUAGUAAACGGGAUCAGAAUUCUAAAUUAAUGUUGAUAAUCUAAUUCAAUUCAAUCAAUAAUGUAUUUAAAAAUCAUAUCAUAUAGCUUUAACAUUUAUGAACUCCAAUUAUAUAACCAACAAUUUUAUUAAACUGGGAUCCAAUAAUGAAUUCUUAUAAAAUGAAGAUGAUAAUAAUCGACCAUUUACUCCACCUUAAGAAGAAAAUAAUGUUGAGAGCAAAAUCAUAAAUAAUGUAAUGAUAUCUCCUAGAAAAUCUUGCAAAUUCAAAGCUGCCGGAAAUCUAGUUUUAGGAAUAAGGAGAUUAUAAUAAAAUGUUGUUGAAUAAAUUACAUCUUCAGUACUAUUUAUAGAUAUUAGGAAUAAUUUUAUGAAAAAUUCAACCCAAGCCCUUGUUAAACUACAAAAAAUAUUCAUAAAGUUCAUCCUAUAUAAGAAUCUAAAGAUUUAUAAGUCUUGGAUAGGCUUAACCAAUUUAAAUUAGUUUUCCAUCUAACUUAACAUUCUUAGUCAGGUUCAUCUGAAGAUAUUUAAUAGAUGAUGAAAAUAAUAUAAAAAGAUCCAAAAAGGUAUGCAUUAUUUUAUUAUUAAAAAUAGAAACCUUACGAAUCCUUAAGACCCAAAUCAUAUUAUAAAUUAAUUUAAUCAAUAUGGAUAAAAUUCAUUAUAUAUUGCAUGCAAAAAUGGAAAUGAUAAAGUAGUUAAGUAUUUAUUAUCACUUGAUUGCAAUGCUCAUAUAAAAAGUAGAGUCUAUGAUGAUCUAACUGAAAGUCCAUUAGAUGUUUCAGUAAGAUGGCAUCAUUACGAAUGUGUUAAAUUACUUUUAAAUUAAAUAAAAUAUAAUGACACAGAUUUGAGAUCAGCUCUAAAGAUUAGUUAAAAUCCAGAAAUUACCAAUUUAAUCAAAAGAAAAAUGAGUUCCUCAUUAUUCUCCUGUUGUCUCUGA
Paramecium sonneborni is the source of this 1225-nucleotide messenger RNA. Lineage: Eukaryota; Ciliophora; Oligohymenophorea; Peniculida; Parameciidae. The record is from the annotation of a GenBank genome assembly.